AUGGAGUUAGUUAAACUUGCUCUGCUUACAGCAUCACUCAUUUCAGUACUUACCCUGAUAUUCCUUCCACCAGUCACCCCUCAGAACUAUGCCUGCGACAAAACAAAUCCUGAAACCGCACAAUUGAUAUUCUGCGACACAUCCUUGUCGUACGAGGAGAGGGUGGAUGAUCUAAUCUCCCGGCUCACUUUACAAGAGAAAGUACAACAGCUUGGAAACCAUGCAGCAGGUGUCUCCAGGCUUGGGAUUCCGCAGUACGAGUGGUGGUCGGAAGCUCUACACGGUGUCUCAGACGUAGGGUACGGUGUGAAAUUCAAUGCCACAGUGCCAGGAGCAACCAGCUUCCCUGCUGUGAUACUGUGUGCUGCUACUUUCAACGAGACACUGUGGCUAAAGAUGGGGGAGGUGGUGUCUACUGAGGCUCGAGCCAUGCACAAUGUGGGUCAAGCAGGUCUCACAUUUUGGAGUCCUAAUGUGAAUGUGUUUCGUGACCCCAGAUGGGGCCGCGGUCAGGAGACACCGGGGGAGGAUCCUCUGCUGGUUUCAAGGUAUGGUGUGAAUUAUGUAAAGGGAUUGCAGGACACUGGAAAUAGUAGGCUUAAGGUUUCAAGUUGCUGCAAGCACUAUACUGCUUAUGAUCUUGAUAACUGGAAAGGCAUCGACCGGUUUCACUUUGAUGCUAAGGUUGCAAAGCAGGACCUGGAGGAUACGUAUCAGCCACCAUUCAGAAGCUGUGUGGAAGAAGCGCAUGUUAGCAGUGUCAUGUGUUCUUACAAUAGAGUGAACGGGAUUCCGACCUGUGCUGAUCCCGAAUUGCUGCAAGGAUUGGUGAGAGACCAAUGGAAGCUUAAUGGGUACAUAGUUUCAGACUGUGAUUCCGUUGAGGUUUACUACAACACUAUUCACUACACGACCACACCAGAAGAUGCAGUGGCCCUAGCAUUGAAAGCUGGCCUAAAUAUGAACUGUGGUGAUUUCCUACCAAAGUAUACAGAAAAUGCUGUUAACUCAAACAAAGUAGAUGAAUCAACUGUAAACCAAGCGUUGACCUACAAUUACAUGGUACUUAUGAGGCUGGGUUUCUUUGACGGCAAUCCGAAAUCCCUCCUUUUUGGUAACCUCGGACCGUCUGAUGUAUGCACAGAUGAUCAUCAGCAACUAGCACUUAGUGCCGCUAGGCAAGGGAUUGUUUUAUUGGAGAAUAAAGGCGCCCUCCCUUUGUCUAACGACACAAUCAAGAAUUUUGCGGUUAUAGGACCAAAUGGAAAUGUCACCACCACUAUGCUAAGUAACUAUGCUGGCGUGCCAUGUAAAUUUACCACACCACUUGAAGGGCUCGCAAAGUACAUCUCAAAAGUACUUACUUAUGAGCCCGGUUGUGGUUCGAUUAGCUGCCCUGAUAGGACAGGAAUUGCUGCAGCCACUAAGGCUGCUGCUACAGCAGAUGUUGUACUGCUGAUUGUGGGACUCGACCAGUCUAUGGAGAGAGAAGGUCUAGAUCGAGACAACUUGAUACUACCUGGAUACCAAGAACAACUCAUCAAUAGUGUUGCUGAUGCAACAAACGGUGUUGUGGUUCUUGCAAUCAUGUCUGGUAGUCCAAUCGAUAUCACGUUUGCUAAGGAUGACACACGAAUUAAAGCAAUUUUAUGGGUCGGCUAUCCGGGACAGGCUGGAGGUGAUGCCAUUGCUCAAGUUAUAUUCGGAGACUAUAAUCCUGGUAAUUAAAGCUUCCAAUAUUCCAAAGACCUUCCGUUUGUAAUUUUGAAAAAUUAAGUUUCUCAAGUUUAGGGUUCAAUUUUGUUUUUGUUUUGUGACAGCCGGAAGGUCUCCAUUCACAUGGUACCCAAAGGAGUAUGCAGAGCAGGUCUCGAUGACAGACAUGAGAAUGAGAGCCAAUGCUUCUUCCAACUUCCCUGGAAGAACCUACAGGUUCUACACUGGGAAACCAAUAUACGAGUUCGGGCAUGGUCUCAGCUACUCAACUUUCACAAAGUCCAUCGUCUCUAUCCCUUCAACACUCGUUGUCCAGUUGAAUUCCCCUUUGGGGCUAGAGGUCACCAAUGUCCACCAACAAGAUGGGCAAGCAAUUGAUGUCUCGAUGAUAAAAAAUUGCGACAAGCUGCAAAUCAAGAUCGUGUUGGAGGUUAGAAACAUAGGGACCAUGGUUGGUGACCAUGUGGUUUUGGUUUUUUGGAAGCCACCAAACUCAGAAGUGGUGGCAGGGGAGCCAAACAAGGAGCUGAUUGGGUUCACAACAGUGGAGGUGGAGAAAGGGAAUUCAAGGAAUGUGAGUGUUGGGAUAAACGGGUGCGAGAGGCUAAGUGUUACUGAUGGUGAUGGGAAGAGGAAAUUGGUGACUGGGAAACAUGUGAUUAUGAUUGGAUCGAGCAUCGAACGACCACUAAAGCAUAACAUUGAUGUUAAAGUGGCUGACAAUGGCUAUGAACAUGAGAUUAUUGCAUCAAUGUGAUGGGUAAGACAUAACACAUUGAUUAUUAUAUAUGAUGCAUAAUGAGCGUGGAAAGUUAUGUAUGAUGUGAUGAUGGAUUGGCUCUUUUAUCCAAUCAUGGGUUCGGUGCAACUCAAUAAAUAUUAUGUAUGAUGCAUAAUAAGAGUGUAAAAUUAUGUAUGAUGUGAUGAUAUAUUGGCUCUUUUUAUAUAAACUAGAGCGGAAGCCCACGCUUCGUGCCGGAACUUUCAACUACUUUAAUUAAAAGUGUAUUUUAGAACAAUGUGUAUGUUGUCUUGUAAACUAUUACAGUGAUAAGAAUGCAACCAUUCAAUAACCGAUAAGUAUAUCCAUG
This is a messenger RNA of Linum tenue, 2807 nucleotides long. NCBI's taxonomy places the organism in Eukaryota, Viridiplantae, Streptophyta, Magnoliopsida, Malpighiales, Linaceae. The record is from the annotation of a GenBank genome assembly.